AUGGAAACUGGGAUAUGUAUAAUGAAUAUUCUCAUGGCGUUUCGCAUCGAGUGCGUAACUGCUGUUGCCGCAGCCGCCGUCGUUGUGGCUAGUCGUCGCCGACAUUUAAAACGGCUUAGUCCGUUCGGGGUUCUCUACCCAAAAGAAUACCUUCGUCAAGCCACCUGGACGUUAACGUCGCGUGCACGACAUUUGUCCAUAAGUCCUCGCCAUCAUCCAUUCACCGCUCUUGCGUUUACUGGAAGAGCCGCUGAAGCUUGGUCAGGACGCGGUGCCGAGUACUUUUAG
Necator americanus (New World hookworm) is the source of this 288-nucleotide messenger RNA. RefSeq lists its product as uncharacterized. The transcript is spliced from 4 exons. The coding region runs from base 1 to 288 and encodes 95 amino acids. Lineage: Eukaryota; Metazoa; Nematoda; Chromadorea; Rhabditida; Ancylostomatidae. The record is from RefSeq and is a predicted model, not a curated record.